Molecule: messenger RNA, 1165 nt
Organism: Mytilus californianus (California mussel)
Lineage: Eukaryota; Metazoa; Mollusca; Bivalvia; Mytilida; Mytilidae
Product: mitochondrial potassium channel-like
Exons: 2
Coding region: 36-1067 (343 amino acids)
Source: RefSeq, a predicted model, not a curated record
AUAUGAUCAAUUGAGUUAUCCCCCUUACAAUAACAAUGAACAAAUUGGCAAGGUUCCGCAUUCAACACGGUUUUCCUGUUGUAUAUUCCUGUUCUAAGAAGAGUUUUUCUCAGAAGACUUUUGACAGUUAUAUUGGACCCUCCGCCAAAGGAUUGUUGGAUUCAUGUAUUAAGAAGUAUGAAGAUUUUGUGGGGCUUACAGAAGUUCGAGAAGCACAAGCACAAGUCUUGCAGGCUGAGUCGAAGUUUGAGGAAGUCCAAGAGAAGAGAAGAAACACAAAUAAAGAUCUAACUGUGAUUAAUUCUAAACUGAAAAACGUAGCUGUAGAGUUGGAAAAAACAAACCGUGGCACUGACCGCUACUUAGAGCUAGUUACUAAAGAAAAUGCAAUAAUCAAAGAAGAAAAUGAAAUGGCAGAAGAAGUUAGACUCCUAGAAGAACAAGUCCGAGCUAAUUUUGCUAUUCUUUCUUCUGCUUUGAGAGACAGUCACGAGAAGGAGCGCGCGCAAGGUGAAAGGACCAAAUACUGGUCAAUAAUCGGAUCUAUCAUCGGUGCUGCUAUAGGAAUAACAGGAACUACUAUAAAUAACUAUCUUCGAAUGAAAGAGUUGCGCGGAAUUGUUCAAACGUCUGCUGGGACGACGGAAGAUUAUAGAAAAAUAGCAAUGCAACUGUGUGAUGCUGUCAAGUCACAAAACAGUAAAUAUGAAGACUUUUUAGGUGACAUUAGGACAGCCAUAGGUGAAAAUAAUCCGAGUCCAAAACCAAUUGGGAAGUAUUCUUCUACACAAAUUAAUGAUAUUGUCGAAUUAUUGAAAACUCAAGACAUUAAAUUAACAAAAGAAAUUGCAGGUGUGAAGGAAUUACUGGGACUGAAAGAAGCAUCGUUGUCUACUUCUAACGUCAUUUAUGUCGGCCCACAAAUGGAGGAGUUAUUGUCUCAAACCGAACGAAAUUUAGAAUGGAAGAUAAAAUUGAAUUCUUUAGCUACUGUAACUUUUCUAUAUGGAGCAUUAGCAUUAACUUUGCCUUUUAUAUUGAGUUUCUUUAAAGGAAGUUCACCAUAGCAUUCAAAUAAAAAUAGAUUCCUCAUCCUAGCCAUUUUUUAAAUGAAUGUAUGGUUUGUAUUUUUAUUUGUAAAUUGUAUAAAACCAUUUACCAUGUU